AUGAACACGGUGCUGUCGCGGGCGAACUCACUGUUCGCCUUCUCGCUGAGCGUGAUGGCGGCGCUCACGUUCGGCUGCUUCAUUACCACCGCCUUCAAAGACAGGAGCGUCCCGGUGCGGCUGCACGUCUCGCGGAUCAUGCUAAAAAAUGUAGAAGACUUCACUGGACCUAGAGAAAGAAGAUUUAUAUAUUCCUUAAUUUAUUUACAUCUAGAAAAUAUAUUUGAUUGGAAUGUUAAGCAGUUGUUUCUUUACUUAUCAGCUGAAUAUUCAACAAAAAAUAAUGCUCUGAACCAGGUUGUCCUUUGGGACAAGAUUGUUCUGAGAGGUGAUAAUCCGAAGCUGCUGUUAAAAGAUAUGAAAACAAAGUAUUUUUUCUUUGACGACGGAAAUGGUCUCAAGGGAAAUAGGAAUGUCACUUUAACCCUGUCCUGGAAUGUCGUACCAAAUGCUGGAAUUCUACCUCUCGUGACAGGAUCAGGACACGUAUCUGUCCCAUUUCCAGAUACAUAUGAAAUAACGAAGAGUUACUAA
This is a messenger RNA of Rangifer tarandus platyrhynchus (Svalbard reindeer), 534 nucleotides long. Lineage: Eukaryota; Metazoa; Chordata; Mammalia; Artiodactyla; Cervidae. The record is from the annotation of a GenBank genome assembly.